This is a messenger RNA of Castor canadensis (American beaver), 1413 nucleotides long. It is a transcript of the gene Col8a1, whose product is annotated as collagen type VIII alpha 1 chain. The record is from RefSeq and is a predicted model, not a curated record. Gene Ontology annotation, cellular component: 90S preribosome; nucleus. Gene Ontology annotation, molecular function: protein binding. NCBI's taxonomy places the organism in Eukaryota, Metazoa, Chordata, Mammalia, Rodentia, Castoridae.
CACUUCUCAUUUUCAAACUUUGUAUUUUCUAGAAGCAUCAGAUGGAGAAAGAGGAGGUGACAUAGAAAUGAUACAGCAUGAGAAAGCUCCAAGUCCUGCCCCAUCAAAGAAAACCAAACAGCCAAAAGAAUGUUUCUUAAUACAACCAAAAGAAAAAAAAGAAGAUGCCACCAAGAGCAGGAAGAGAAAAAAGAAGAAAAUUACUGAUAUUCUUGCCAAAUCGGAGCCUAGACCAGGUACACCUGAAGACCUACAGAAGCUGAUAAAGGACUAUUAUAGCAACAAUCGCUCAGUGAUUGAAUUAGAAGAACUGAACCUACCAGACUCCUGUUUCCUCAAAGCCAAUGAUUUGACUCACAGUCUUUCAUCAUACCUAAAAGAAAUCUGUCCUAAGUGGGUAAAACUUCGGAAAAACCACAAUGAGAAGAAGUCAGUCCUGAUGCUGAUCAUCUGCAGCUCUGCCAUCCGAACCCUGGAGCUCAUCAGAUCGAUGACAGCAUUCAAAGGAGACAGUAAAGUUAUGAAAUUAUUUGCAAAACACAUAAAGGUCCAAGAGCAGGUAAAGUUACUGGAGAAGCAUGUGGUGUACCUGGGUGUGGGAACUCCAGGGAGAAUUAAAGAACUUAUUAAACAAGGAGGCCUUAAUUUGAACCCCUUAAAGUUUCUGGUUUUUGACUGGAACUGGAGAGAUCAGAAGUUGAGGAGAAUGAUGGACAUUCCUGAGAUAAGAAAGGAACUUUUUGAACUUCUAGAAAUGGGAGUACUCAGUCUAUGCAAGUCAGGAUCCUUGAAGCUGGGCCUUUUCUAAAUCUGGUCCUGAUGAAGUUUCCAGUUUUCACAUUGGAGUUUGCAUCUUUUUUAAUGGCUCUGACACAUUGCAAACGCUCUAUAAAUAUCAACAAUGAUGUUAGUUGUAUCACCCAAUGGACCGCGGGGAACAUUUAAGGAAGAUUCUUUGACAGAAAUGAAUCUGUGCCUUUACAAACUCCCUCAUUUAAUAAAGAAUUGCUGGCUUGUGUGUGUUUUUUGUUGAGCAAACUGAGUUUUUCUGUCACCAAACUGGCCUGUGCUAUGACUGUACAGGAGACAGGAAAGAGCAGUUGGGUGACCUGAGGCCAGCCUCUUCCUUCUCUGAGCCCCAGUCUCAUCAACUGAGAAAUAGGAAGGCUACCUCCCAAGAUUGUUGAGGAUUCCAUGAGAUGGUACAUAUGGAGCAGAUUUGUAAAGUGAAGUAUGGUCCCAGUGUGAAGUGUGGCCACGGAAGCUAGAAAGAGCCACAAGUGAAUUUGGCACUUUGUAAACACAGAAAAGACAGUAAUACAACUACAUCUCUAUUAUUCAUUUAUGUUGUUUAACUGUUUACUUUGAAGUAAUCUCAGAUUUACAGAAUAGUUACAAAAAUAAUAUAGAUCA